Messenger RNA from Tachysurus fulvidraco (yellow catfish), 3441 nucleotides. RefSeq names its product ring finger protein 144aa (gene rnf144aa). Gene Ontology annotation, cellular component: ubiquitin ligase complex; Golgi apparatus; cytoplasm. Gene Ontology annotation, biological process: ubiquitin-dependent protein catabolic process; positive regulation of proteasomal ubiquitin-dependent protein catabolic process; protein polyubiquitination. The record is from RefSeq and is a predicted model, not a curated record. Gene Ontology annotation, molecular function: ubiquitin protein ligase activity; zinc ion binding; ubiquitin conjugating enzyme binding. Bases 322 to 1203 code for a protein of 293 amino acids. The transcript is spliced from 8 exons. NCBI's taxonomy places the organism in Eukaryota, Metazoa, Chordata, Actinopteri, Siluriformes, Bagridae.
GUUAUUGAGAUGCAUUCCGUGAAACGAAGACCUCUUAAGGCAGAUGUUGUCUGUCCUGAAGUCUGGAUAUAAUUAAUGUUUUUGUGUAAAAGCCUGAAUGCUUCAUUGUGCUCACAUUGGACUGUAAGCUAACCAGCUAGUGCACUAAAGAUAGCAAGCUACUGUUAGCUGCUUCACAUCCUUUGGCAGUAAUCCGUGCUAUCUGAGGAACACACACACACACACACACACACACACACACACACACACACACACACACACACACACAGACACAGAGAGAGCUAGGACAAAUUCGAGCCACAUCUUUGAAUCUAAGGAACCAUGACGACGGCUCGCUAUAGGCCCACCUGGGACCUGGCUCUGGACCCGCUGGUGUCCUGUAAGCUGUGUCUAGGAGAGUUCCCCCUGGAGCAGAUGACCACCAUCGCACAGUGUCAGUGUGUGUUCUGCACGCUGUGCCUGAAGCAAUAUGUAGAGCUUCUCAUUAAGGAGGGCCUCGAAACUGCGAUCAGCUGUCCAGAUUCUGCCUGUCCGAAACGAGGACAUUUACAAGAAAAUGAGAUUGAGUGCAUGGUGGCGUCAGAGAUAAUGCAGAGAUACAGGAAGCUGCAGUUUGAAAAAGAGGUGCUCUUGGACCCAUGCCGGACAUGGUGCCCGUCGUCAUCGUGCCAGGCCGUGUGCCAGCUGAAGGAGGCGGACUCCUCCCGGCCGCAGCUGGUACGCUGUGGUAACUGCACGCUGGAAUUCUGCUCAGCCUGCAAGGCCAGUUGGCACCCAGGCCAGGAGUGUCAGGAGAACCCACCCAUUACUGCCUUUCUGCCUGGAGAGAGCAGUUCUUUCUUUAAGAAUGACGACGACGAUGCUCCGAUCAAGCGCUGUCCCAAAUGUAAGGUCUACAUCGAACGAGACGAAGGUUGUGCCCAGAUGAUGUGCAAGAACUGCAAGCAUGCGUUCUGCUGGUACUGCCUGGAGUCUCUAGAUGACGACUUCCUCCUGAUCCAUUACGAUAAAGGACCCUGCCGCAACAAGCUAGGCCACUCCAGAGCCUCUGUGAUUUGGCACAGAACACAGGUCAUCGGUAUCUUUGCUGGUUUCGGCCUCCUCUUGCUGGUAGCCUCUCCAUUCCUGCUUCUGGCCACACCGUUCGUGCUGUGCUGCAAGUGUAAGUGCAGCAAAGGAGAUGAUGACCCCUUACCAACUUAACGGACGCCACGGCUGCCAUCUCCUUUUGUUUUCUUUUUUUCCUCUCCCCCCACACACUCCGGCUUGGAGCUCUUGGAGUGCAUUCGAAGCCGCACUGCGACCCAUCUCACGCCACAACUUGGCUCGGUUCCAGGAGACUGGUAGCAGAUAGCGGGCACCCUGGCAUGAUGGCACCAGGCAAUACCUUACACAUGUGCUGCAUGUAACGCAGUACAUGGGAGCGGUGGGGUUGCCAGUUGUGCACUCUCGGGGUGUUCUGGUUCUUAGGGGACGUGAUUUGUUUAAUUCAAUGCCUGUUGUUCUAGUUGGGGGAUUUGGGAUAGUGGAUCUGCUUGUGGAGAGCUCAUUAAUGAAAUACAUACACACACUGCACUACAUGUAGCUCUGUGUGUAUAGUAGCACUUGGGUCACUCAUCACUUUAUCGGGUUUCUCACUCUAACUUGGACACACAAGGGGCUCAUUGGUCACUUUACAGUCUGCUGUGUGAGUAGGGUCUUUUAAUCAAAUGUACAGCAUGGUGUUUACUUUUUUUUUUUUUAAAUCACAUUGUCAUGUUUUCUUCUUGUUCUUAAUGCAACGGUAAGCUCACCAAACUUUUACUUCAGCAUUGCUGCUAUUAAUAUUUAGCAGGAGGCAUACCAUGACCUAACUUCAUGCUAGCUGCCUUUUAUUUUAUUUCUAAAAAAAUUCUUUUCCUCCGUCUCAUUGGAACAGUUUAGCUUUUCCUACAGCAUGCAAAUUUCUUCACAAAGCACUUUACCAAAUCGACUGAAGCAUGUUAGUAAAACGGCCCAAAUUCCGAGCACCAAAAACAUUUCCAAAUCAAAGAAGUUUAAACCACAAUCUGGCACGCUUUUAAACAGAUCCCUUUAAAAGAGCAGCGUAACCAGUGCCACAUGCAUGUGUAUUUCGUUCGUGUGACUUUAAACAGGGAAAAAAUAAAACAGUGCAGUCACUGUCAUUGUGGCAUUGAUUCUAAACUCAAGACUGUUUAGAUUUGUAACUUUCUAAUUGAAGUCUAGCACUCUAUCUAUGCAAGUUUGGAAAAGCUGUGGGUUGUACGGUCUGUUUGUCCUGCAGGUGAAACAGCGCCUCCAACAGGACACCAGGACGUGUUGCAGACCUAAAUGUUACACCCAAACGCCGGGGUCACCUUCUUAUUAAACACUUCAGAAGCCUGUAACUAUUAGAAACUGAUUAUAAUUUAAAUAAUUUGUCAUGAUAUGCACUUACAGGGGGCCUGUAGUCAAUGUAGUCGAGCUCUUGUUCCAUAUCAUUAAUUGAGAAGAAAAAAAAAAGCUGAAUUCAUCUUGUCGAGCAGAAGAGAAUGUGUUAAUGUAGCUGGACAGUAUGUAGUUCUCUAGAACUGUGGAGAUCUUUUCCCGUGUUCAUCAAGUAAAGGUGCAUUAUUAGGAGAAUAAUAUAUGUCUAAGCAUUUGUUUGUUUUUGCACGACUUUUCAGUAGUAAAACUUUUUUCACAUUGUUCACUAGUUAAUGUCGUUCUUCAGUAGCGAUCAGCAUUGAGACAGUUUUAGCCUUAAGUUCUGAGUACCUCACUAAAUCCCUCACUCUUGUAGCUUUGUUUCCUGUCAUUUAUUCUCAGGUCUACCUGAAUGAAGCAGUUUGUUACGGAGUUGUUUAUUUGUUAUGUACAUAUGUUACCCCGGGUGACAUUCGUGCCAAGCAACUUUAGAAAGCAGGAGACAUUCUUGACAUGCAAAAAUAUGUGCUUGUGUAUUUUGGCCCUUUGUUCUGUGGUCUAAAUUUUUCAUGUGGCUGACUCAUCUUUGAAACAUGUCUUUGUUUUAUUAUAGAUAUGCACACACACACACACACACACACACACACACACACACGCAUGCACACACACAUGCACACACAUACACAAACUGCAAAAAAGAUGACAGUCCUAGCAACUGAAAUGUUUUUUUUAAUAGACUCCGAGUAUUUUACUCAUAAAAGAUUAGUCAGCAAAUUAUAUGAAUAUUAAAUUUUAGUCAUUUCAGACUUGCUGUAGUCUUGAGUUACUGGCGGAUAAUUCGUCAAAUUGGAAGCAUUUGUUUCUAAAAGCUAUAAAUACAUAGAAGCAUUUGAAAACAGGCAGAACAAUGAAUUUAUAAUAAUCUCACUAUAAGAAAUGUAACUUAAAUCUUCCCAUUUUGGGAACUUCCUAAUGUUCACUUGCUAAGAUGUCUCUUUUGCAGUACUUUUUUUUUUUUUUUUUUUUUUUUAUAAC